Molecule: messenger RNA, 732 nt
Organism: Camellia sinensis
Lineage: Eukaryota; Viridiplantae; Streptophyta; Magnoliopsida; Ericales; Theaceae
Source: RefSeq, a predicted model, not a curated record
AUGAAACCGCCGACCUUCUUGGGUGGCAUUGAACCAUUGAAGACAGAAACCUGGUUAUUAGAAAUGGAAGAGUUAUUUGAAGUGUUCUCUUGUUCUGCAACUCAAAAAGUACUUUUGGCUACUUAUACCCUAAAGGAUGAAGCCCGAAGAUGGGACCGAAAAGUUUCUGAAUUCCAAGAACUUAAGCAAGGGAAAAUGUCCGUAGCUGAGUACGAGUCUAAGUUCACCGAGUUGGCCAAAUUUGCUCCUCACAUGGUGGACAUAGAUUAUAAGAAAGCACGAAAGUUCGAGAGAGGGCUAGACUUGGAAAUAUUUGAUCGAGUAGGCGUCUUGAAAUUGCCUACUUAUGUGGAAGUGCUUAAUAGCGCAUUGAUGGCAGAAGCCAUUUUGGUAGCAAAGAAACAAGCUCUUGCCCUAACAACUAAAUGGAAGGGAAAAAGAUCUGGAAUCACUUUCAAAAAAGGUCAUUCAUUUGCUUUAAAUAAGAAACAAAAUACGGGAUCUUCUAGCAGCUCAAGUCAAAGCAGUGGGUCUCAGUGUGGGAGGAGACAUAGAGGAGUUUGCCAUUGGGUAUCUGGUGUUUGUUUCCAGUGUGGCAAGACGGGACACAUGAUAAGAGAUUGUCCAAUUAGGUUAGAGAAUGGCAACCAUCCUGUAGUAAAUUCAGCAGUAUCUGCUUCUAGAUCAAGAACAAAUGUUAGAACUAAUAUGGGAAGAGAAGCCUUGAGAUAG